Molecule: messenger RNA, 4362 nt
Organism: Carcharodon carcharias (great white shark)
Lineage: Eukaryota; Metazoa; Chordata; Chondrichthyes; Lamniformes; Lamnidae
Gene: pik3cd
Product: phosphatidylinositol-4,5-bisphosphate 3-kinase, catalytic subunit delta
Exons: 27
Coding region: 754-3894 (1046 amino acids)
Biological process (GO): phosphatidylinositol-mediated signaling; phosphatidylinositol-3-phosphate biosynthetic process; cell migration
Cellular component (GO): cytoplasm; plasma membrane; phosphatidylinositol 3-kinase complex
Molecular function (GO): 1-phosphatidylinositol-4-phosphate 3-kinase activity; 1-phosphatidylinositol-3-kinase activity
Source: RefSeq, a predicted model, not a curated record
AAUGCCCUGCGCUGUGGGCGCUGUCGAGCUUGUAUUGCUGUUGCUGCUUCUCUGCUGCUGCUGCUGCUGAUCAAUGUGAACCGCACAUUUCAGCACUUCCGCUUCUCCAGCCACCGACCUCCAUUUUUUUGCACUUUAUUUUUUUUUUAAAAAGAAGCAACAUUUUUUACACUGUGUCGUUUAGUUUCCAGUUAAAAGAAAGUGAAAGGGAGCGGCUCGCUGGCGGGUGGUGUGUGAGCGGCGGACGAAGCCUCUCAUCAGUUUGACUGGGAGAUGUGACUGUCCUCUACUGCCGGGCAGCUUGCGAAUCCUCAACAACUCGGGCUGAGUCAGGAACUCGAUUGAGCGACAUGGAUUUGGCUCGACUACGGGAGUGACUGAAUCACUUAAGACUCAGGAAUUGCCAGUACAAGCGUGAAGUGUUUCAGUAGAACAUCAAAUGGACAGUGAUGGAACCAGGGAAUUCUAUAACUCAUGUUUACUUCUGAUGCAAUAAGGUCUGAUAUCAGAUGGUGAACGAUGUUGACGCUACUGAGACAUUCUGUUGUACGCUGUAGCUUGAGGUGACUGAAUGAAAACAGCUGAAGCUGCCGGCAAUCUUCCACCUGAACAGCAAGCUUAUCCCCAUCAACUGAUGGUGAGGAACUCCACUGCAUGUCCCUGAACCAAACUGCAGGACUACCCAACACAACUUUUGCCCACUACAGCUACCACCAGCAGCAACGGGGAAAUUGCAGCUGAAAAUUGGCCAUAAUGCCUCCAGGAAUACAUUACCAUCAGGACUUCUGGACUGAGGAUGAGAAUCCAGAUGUGGAGGUUGAAUUCCUGUUACCCACGGGGAUUUACUUGAACUUCUUUGUGCCACGCAGUUCUACAAUCAAAUACAUCAAGAAGUUGCUUUGGCAGCAAGCCCAACAUCAACCCCUUUUCCACACUUUAAAUGAACCAGAUGCCUAUGUCUUCACCUGCAUCAACCACACAGCUGAACAGGAGGAGUUGGAAGAUGAACACAGGCGUCUCUGUGAUGUGCGGCCGUUCCUUCCUAUCUUGAAACUUGUCGCAAGAGAAGGAGACCGAGCAGAAAAGCUCAUUAAUUCGCAGAUAAGCCUUCUGAUUGGAAAAGGCCUUCACGAGUUUGACAGUGUGCAUGAUUCUGAGGUGAAUGAGUUCCGUGCGAGUAUGCGCCAGUUUUGUGAGGAGAAAGCCGAAGAGAGGCAACACCUGUCAUGGUCACAAUGGAUGGAAUACAGCUUUCCCAGGGAUCUGGAGCCAAUUCCAGAAGUAUCAGAUAACAGCAUUACCAGGAAGCAGAGCAACCGAAAUAUUGUCAUAAAUGUGAAAUUCCAGUACACUGAAGAAAGUUUCAGCUUCCAAAUUUCCUCCCAAGCACCUCCUGCACUUCUAAUGAAAUUGGCAGUGAAGAAAAAAGCUACUGUUUUCCGACAUAAGAUAGUUGAAGACCCAGAAGAUUACACCCUUCAAGUGAAUGGGACAGAAGAAUAUAUCUAUGGAAACUACCCACUUGGUCGGUUUAAGUAUAUCGGUAAUUGUAUGUCCGGUAACCUAACUCCACAUUUGACAAUGGUCCAUAAUUCCACAAUCAAGACCUGCCAAGAGGAGCAGUCCAAUAGCAUGGGCCAAAUUACAAAGAGCCGUUCUCACUCCAAACCACCACCACUUCCAAUUAAAAAGCAAGCCGGCACCAGCCUCUGGAACUUGGAAAAGCCAUUCACAAUCAGUUUAAUUUCGGGAAGCAAAGUAAACGCGGAUGAAGGAAUGAAGCUCGUCGUUCAAGCCGGCUUGUUCCACGGGAGUGAGAUGCUGUGCAAGACAGUCUCCAGCCACGAGGUUAACGUGUGUUCCGAGCCCCUGUGGAACCAGAACUUGGAGUUUGACAUCAACUUCUGUGACCUCCCACGUAUGACCCGGCUCUGUUUUGCUUUGUACGCCGUGAUUGAAAAGGCUAAAAAGGCUCGGUCCACCAAGAAGAAAUCGAAGAAAGCGGACUGUCCAAUUGCUUGGGUAAACACCAUGGUAUUUGAUUACAAGGACCAGCUGAAGACUGGUGAUACGUGGUUGUAUACAUGGCCAUCAGUGCCCGAUGAAAAGGGAGAACUGCUAAACCCAAUGGGGACUGUGCAGAGUAACCCAAACACUGACAGCACUGCAGCCUUACAUAUCCAUUUCCACAGUGUUGUAUCCCAGCCCAUCUACUACCCUUCCUUUGAAAAGAUUCUCGAGUUGGGGAAGAAUGGAGACCGUGUGAAAGCAUUGCAGGCUGAGCAACAGCAAUUGAAGGAGAUUAUGGAACGCAAAGCGUGCACAGAAUUCUUUGAGGAUGAGAAGGACCUCGUAUGGAAGCUCCGAUAUGAAGUUCGUGACCAUUUCCCCGAUGCCCUUGCUAAGCUGCUGUCUAUAACAAAGUGGAAUAAGCAUGAAGAUGUUGCUCAGAUGAUAUACCUUCUGCAGUCAUGGAAAGAACUACCUGCACUAAACGCACUGGAGCUUCUGGACUAUAGUUUCCCCAGUUGCUACGUCCGCUCUUUGGCAAUAAACUGUUUAAAAAAGCUGAGUGAGGAAGAGCUCGCCCAGUAUCUACUCCAGCUGGUGCAAGUGCUGAAAUAUGAACCCUACUUGGAUUCUGAACUAACCAAGUUCCUGUUGGACAGAGCUUUAAGCAACAAAAAAAUAGGACACUUCCUGUUCUGGCACCUCAGGUCAGAAAUGCAUUUCCCAGCAGUAUCACUGCGGUUUGGACUAAUUCUGGAGGCGUAUUGUCGAGGGACUAACUACCACAUGAAAUCUUUGUUGAAACAGUGUGAAGCACUGAAGAAAAUGAAGGCCCUAAAUGACUUUGUGAAGUCCAGCUCCCAGAAGACAACCAAACCGAAAACAAAAGAAGCUAUGCACCUGUUUAUGAGACAAGAUACGUACAUGGAAGCUCUUUCUAACUUCUACUCUCCCCUAAAUCCAUGUAUUCUCCUCACAGAACUCUGGGUGGAGAAAUGCAAGUUUAUGGAUUCCAAAAUGAAACCACUGUGGGUUGUUCACAGAAAUCAGAGAUAUGAUGGGAAUCCCAUGAGCAUCAUGUUCAAGAAUGGGGAUGAUCUACGGCAGGACAUGUUGACAAUCCAGAUGAUUCAGCUGAUGGAUGUUCUGUGGAAAAAACAGGGUCUGGACUAUAGGAUGAUUCCUUAUGCCUGUCUUUCCACUGGAGACAAGACGGGAGUGAUUGAGGUGGUCUCACACGCGGAAACAAUUGCAAAUAUCCAGCUCAAUAAAAGCAAUAUGGCAGCUACCGCAGCUUUUAACAAGGAUGCUCUGCUAAACUGGUUAAAAUCAAAGAACCCCGGGGAUGCACUGGAUCGAGCCAUUGAGGAGUUCACCCUCUCGUGUGCUGGCUACUGUGUAGCUACCUAUGUGCUCGGAAUUGGGGAUCGGCACAGUGACAAUAUUAUGAUCAGGGAAAAUGGACAGCUCUUCCACAUUGAUUUCGGACACUUCCUUGGAAACUUUAAGAGCAAGUUUGGGAUCAACAGAGAGCGGGUGCCAUUCAUUUUAACGCACGACUUUGUUCACGUGAUACAGCAAGGAAAGACCAACAACAGCGAGAAGUUUGAAAGGUUCCGGAAAUAUUGUGAACAAGCCUACAUGAUUCUCCGAAAGCACUGUCCUCUCUUCAUUAACCUCUUUGCACUGAUGCAAGCUGCUGGACUCCCAGAGCUCAGCUGCUCCAAAGAUAUCCAGUAUCUCAAGGAUUCACUAGCUUUAGGAAAAACAGAAGAUGAGGCGCUUAAACACUUCAAGAUGAAAUUUGACGAAGCACUGCGAGAAAGCUGGAAGACUAAAGUGAAUUGGAUGGCUCACAAUGUAGCCAAAGACAAUAGGUCAUAGCUGAACUCUUUCUCUAAAGCCUUUAAUUGAAAGAACAGAAAUAUAAGGCUGCCAAGUGACUGAUAACCUGUUGGCAAACCACAUCUACAAUGAAGUCAAUAAGUGAUUGCCAAGCCAAUGCCAAUGUGCAAGUUUAUGAAGAAUACCAAGCUUUCUCAACAUUUUAUGAACUUUGAAAGAUGUUUACAUGUGCAAUGUAGUUACUUGCACUGUCUGCAACCACUUCCCUUCAACUCCAGAGACUUAGGUACAGACUGGCACUGAAUAUGCAUUUUAAUUGACCAGGUACAGGGGCCUCCUGCCCUCUCUCUGCUGGCCUGUUGCACUCUUAAACAUGUCCUGUCAUUGUGUCAGACUUUGCCUUUUAGUUUAGCUGUCUAGUAGGCUCAUUAAGACUGACAACAGGUCUGUAGCCACUAACUUGAAUAGGGAAAAGUGCAAGUAAAGGUCACAUCGCUAACUAUUCAA